ACGUAGGUAAAUUUACAUAUAUCAGUAAAAUAUUAAUUAUGACUUAUUUUAAAACCACUUUUUAUACGCUAAUAAUAUAUAUAAUUUUAGAAAUCAUCCAAAACAAGCAAGUUAACAAAGAAGUGGAGGUCAUCGACAUUUCUGGUGAUAUCGAUGACCCACCAAUUAUCUGGGAACGCUUUCCCGACUAUGUCAUUGAUAUCAACGACCCAGCGAUUAAUUGGGAAUAUUACCCCAUUGCCGAGAUUCCUCUCCAGAAACGAGUGAUCCCACCGUUCAUGAUUCACCCUCCAGAAUAUUCUAGAGUAUUCGAGACAUUCCGAAAACUAUGCAAAAAAAACUUUUCUAAUGUAUGCGUACCUAUGUAGAUACUUUGAUGGGAAAUAAAAAGAGAAACAUUAAUACAUUAAAAAAAAUGUUUAUUUAUAAAGGUUUACAACUCUCUCCGGGCGCUGAGACCACCAAUUGAAUAUUUUUAAUACAUUCUGUAAAGCACAA
Molecule: messenger RNA, 498 nt
Organism: Odontomachus brunneus
Lineage: Eukaryota; Metazoa; Arthropoda; Insecta; Hymenoptera; Formicidae
Exons: 2
Coding region: 39-368 (109 amino acids)
Source: RefSeq, a predicted model, not a curated record